AUUGCCAGAGUAUACAGUUGCCUUGCCGUAGGCGUAGAAGACAGUGAACACGGAAGACAGUUCCGGGUUUAUUAUUCACAGACAGCAGUCGUUAUCAUUCUGUAGUUAGUCACAUAUCAUUUCAGAAAACGAUGUCACUUUUAAUGGAUAACCAAUUUGGAGAACUUCCAGUCGACAAAUCAGUGGAUACAAAGUUCUUUCUGGAGUCAGUGGCAUAUCUUCCGCCUUUUUUUGACUGCCUGGGGUCAAAAGUAUUUGUUCCUAUCAAAUCAGACAUCAGUGGCAAUAUAACAAAAAUCAGAAGUGUGUAUGACAAGGACCCUGCCAAGUAUGCAACACUACAGCAGAUGGUGGAGUCAGAGAAGGAGGCAUACGGCACAGAGUGGCCCAAAGUGGGAGCUACCUUGGCCCUGAUGUGGCUGAAGAGAGGCCUCCGUUUCAUCCAGGUCCUGCUGCAGAGCUUGGCAGACGGAGAGAAAGACGAGAACAACCCUAACCUCAUCCGUGUCAACAUCACCAAAGCCUACGACCAGGCCCUAAAGAAAUACCACGGCUGGCUAGUGCAGAAGAUAUUUAAGGCGGCGUUGCUUGCAGCACCCUAUAAGUCAGACUUUAUAAAGGCCCUGUCAAAAGGUCAAGAGGUCAGAGAGGAGGACUGCAUGGCUAGUGUACGCCAGUUCCUCAUCAACUACACGGCCACAGUGGAUGCAAUCUAUGAGAUGUAUACAACGCUGAAUGCAGAGCUGGACUAUAGUGUUUGAUGUCCGCCAUACUGGACCACAGCAGCAUCCUGCAUGUUAUUUUCUUUCAGUCUUCUAUUUUUCAUCCUUUCUCUCAGGUUAUGGAACAUUCCAGCUUAUGAGAAUUGAGGACUUUAUUUCAAAGACGCUGUUUUUAUUCGUAUCACCAUUUGUAUUAUUAAUUUCAUGUCCCUCCUUUUAAGUCCCUACCUACUGAAUGUUGACAGUUUGGCCCCAGGUGAGUUGCUAUUGGAUGGAAAGUGGCAUAUUCCGUGUUGAGUCUUUUAUAAAUUCAAGAAAUGUAAAAAUUGCAGGAAUGGUACAGGUCUAGCACAACUCUUGUUGCGUAAGCCUAUUAAGCGGUCUGCUGCAGUUACACAUGAUCCACCAUCAGGUAAGAGACAUUUAGAAGUGAUACCCAGAGAGCUGGUCAGUGUUAUUCUAGUACUGUAUCUCUCUGUGGGAGGGAAGAGUGUUUCUGCUGAUGAUACAAGACUCAUGAAAUCCCUACUGUAACUCUGCCCUGAAACGUGAGAUAGUACCCUCACUGCCCUGUAGCUAGGGGAAGUUAACUACCCCGUGCCUUUAGAGAUUGUAACCAGCAUUAGUGGUUUUAAUGCUUAGUGCUGUCUAUUGUGUGAUGUUUUGUUUGUGGCUUCUGCAUGUUUGUUUGAACAACUGAAUCUUUAGUUGAGUAGAGUUGCACUUCCUUCAUGUCUUUUUGAAAUACAUAUUUUCAAUCCAUUCAAUUUUUUUGACACAUUUUGCAUUUCACAUUUUAGCCAUUUAGCAGAUGCUCUUAUCCAGAGGGACUAACAGUUAGUGUAUUAAUCUUAAGGUAGCUAAGAGCGACAACUGCAUCUCACAGUCAUAGUAAGCAAAAAAUAAAUAGUAGCUAUCCUCAAAUGCAGUGCUAGACAAUGUCAAACAGUAUUUGGCACAUACAUGUACAUGUCAGUUUCAUUCACUAUUGGGGUGUUGUACUUCAUGUGAUUUUGAAAGCUUGCUGUAAUAGCAACAUUUUAUUUUACUUCAGAAAGUGUAUUGUUUCUGAAAUAGUACUGUAUUUCCUAAUUGUUGGUUGUUCUAUAGUGCUGGUGAAUCAAAAGAACAACAUUUAUUGGCUCAAAUCAGUUCAAA
Messenger RNA from Salvelinus sp. IW2-2015, 1880 nucleotides. RefSeq names its product glycolipid transfer protein. The record is from RefSeq and is a predicted model, not a curated record. Lineage: Eukaryota; Metazoa; Chordata; Actinopteri; Salmoniformes; Salmonidae. Gene Ontology annotation, molecular function: lipid transfer activity. Gene Ontology annotation, biological process: ER to Golgi ceramide transport; intermembrane lipid transfer. Gene Ontology annotation, cellular component: cytoplasm.